This is a messenger RNA of Oncorhynchus masou masou (cherry salmon), 808 nucleotides long. It is a transcript of the gene pts, whose product is annotated as 6-pyruvoyltetrahydropterin synthase. Gene Ontology annotation, cellular component: mitochondrion. The coding region runs from base 50 to 580 and encodes 176 amino acids. Gene Ontology annotation, biological process: tetrahydrobiopterin biosynthetic process. The transcript has 7 exons. Gene Ontology annotation, molecular function: 6-pyruvoyltetrahydropterin synthase activity. NCBI's taxonomy places the organism in Eukaryota, Metazoa, Chordata, Actinopteri, Salmoniformes, Salmonidae. The record is from RefSeq and is a predicted model, not a curated record.
UGCACAGGAUGUUGGUUGCCGCUUAAUUAAGGAAGAUGGCCUCGUGGUAAUGACUGGAAUUCUUUUGCGGGUAAAUACAGGCGAAUGUAUUGACAGUCUCCUUGGCCUAGAGAUUUACACGGUUAUCAAAAUGUCACGCCAGGCCGAUUCAAGAAACGAAGUAGCAGAGCGCAUUGGAUACAUCACACGAGUCCAGAGUUUCAGCGCGUGCCAUCGAUUGCACAGCCCGACGUUGAGUGAUGAGGUAAACAAGAGGAUAUUUGGGAAGUGCAACAAUCCCAAUGGCCAUGGACACAACUAUAAAGUAGAGGUGACGGUACGGGGAAAGAUCGAUCGUCACACAGGCAUGGUGAUGAACAUUACAGAUCUGAAGCAACACAUCGAGGAAGUCAUCAUGAUUCCGUUGGACCAUAAAAACCUGGAUAAGGACGUCCCCUACUUUGCUAAUGUUGUCAGCACAACAGAAAACGUGGCUGUCUAUAUCUGGGACAACAUGGUCAAGCAGCUACCAGCCAAUCUUCUCUACGAGGUCAAGAUUCACGAGACUGACAAGAACAUUGUUGUAUAUCGAGGAGAAUAGCCAGCCACCUUCAGUACCUUGUAAUUAGUAUGAUCUUUACUAAUAUAUAUUAUGUAGUAUGCACAUCUCACGUUUGAGUUCAUAGAUGGACUUAUGCGAUGUGUUAUGAUAGUAUUAAAGUGCAGAGUUGAGGUUAUACUAUUGAAUAGUAUUGUGCAUCAUUUGCUGGUGCAAUCCACUCUACAACUUUGUUACAAUAAUAAAUGGAAUAAGCUCAAAUUUAAACAA